CCUUUGUUGUCAGUCGAGCCUCACCGCCAGUGCCUGCAAUGAGGCUGGCUGGGAGGAAAGUGUGAGAGAACGUUGAGAACCAGCUCAUUUUGGCUCUCAUCUCUCAUCUCGCUGCCUUCCUAUUGAGGCCUUGGUGGGUGACAGAGCCGUGUUGCUGCCUCUUGCAGAAGCAUGUGAUUGAGCCCCCAAGGCUACAAAUAUCUCCUCCUCCCUGCUACCUUCGACCACUUGGAUUCCUCUUCUCUACCAACCUCAUUCGUUCUCUUCUUGUUCCUUCUUCUCAUUGAUCGUCUUCAACACCGUCUUCGUUCUCUUGGCCGCCUCAGGCAGUCGCCAAUUCUUGCUCCUCCAGAGUCAUCUCGGCUGCGAGCCUGGGAGCCCUCGAGCGCAAGCCUCACCCUACCAUCAACACCGUCUCUGACCAGCCGACUUCUUCGAGCAACUCAGCUCUUGAGUCAACAUGUCUGGAGCCGCCCGCAAGCGAGGCGCCGGCCGCGCAACUAGGGGUCAGCAGCCGUCCGAAACUGCGUCUCGUCGUGGCGAUCGACUUCAAGUCCCAGGCGGCGGCUUUGAUGGGCCUGCUUCUCGAGGAAGCGCCUCACAGUCCGCUCCUGGUUCUGCAGGCCGUGGUGCUGCUGCGUCUGGUGCUGGUAGUCCCAGUGUCCCGCAAGGAGGUUUCGAAGCUCAGUCUCAGCCUCCCAGCAGUCGUCGCAGCAGCCAGUCUGGUGGCCAACCAUCGCAAACUCAAGCAACUGUCCUUCGAGUCGAUCCGGCUCUAGAUAGACAGGCACGAUACACAGAUCAGAUGCGCAAUAUCGAUCUUCCAGCGUCAUUCUACAAUAUUGAUCAGUUGUACAGCCUUCCGACACAGUAUGUCAAGCGUCCCGGCUACAACACUACCGGCAGAGCCGUUGGAGUCAACCUCAACGCUUUCAAAGUCCAAGAGUAUCCUUCGGUCAAAAUCUUCCAAUACGAUGUCCUCAUCGGCAAUGGUCAGGAGAAACGCAUUGUCAACCGCAAGGUGUGGGGUUCUCAAGCUCGAAAGAACGCCACCGGUCCACCUAUCAUCUACGAUGGCAACCGUCUUGCUUGGUCCUUGCGUGACUACAAUGAACUCCGCCUCAUGGUCGAUCUCGAUCAGGAAGAAGGCCGUCCUUCUCGAGAAGGUAAAAAUGCCUUCCGCCUGCUCAUCAAGCGAACUCGAAUGCUUGACAUCAGCCUUAUCCAACAGUACCUUGAGGGUCGCGUGCAGAUGAACAAGCUCGUCGCAGAAGCCAUCAUCUUUAUCGAUCAUCUUCUCCGAGAGACCCCAUCAUCCUCGUCCCAAUUCAUCCCCAUCCGCCGAAGCCUCUUUAGGCGUCAAGGUCAGCGCGCUGAUCUAGGCGGUGGCAUCGAGGUCUGGCGUGGUGUUUACCAGUCAAUGCGUCUCGCUGAAGGACAGAAGAUGAUCAUCAACGUGGACGUCGCAAACACUUGUUUCUGGAGACCGACGUCUUUGACUGCUGCCAUCGUCACAAAGUGGAGAGAAAUCAAAGACCUCAAUGAUAUUGCCUACAGAAUGGAGCCCGUUCAGACUAAUGGUCAUCGAGACCCUAGUGAUUUCACCAAGACUCUGGAGAGAGUUUUCAAAGGAGUCGAGGUCAAGGCAACGUACAAGGGCAAUCCAUUCCUCGACAAGCAAUGGAAAAUCUUUCGGUUCGAUAUCAACAACGCCAACGAGGAGAUGAUUGAAUGGAAGGAUCCUGUCACUAAAAAACCUACUGGCGAGAUGGUCUCUGUGGCGCACUAUUUCAAGCGCAAAUACAAUAUCAACUUGCAAUACCCCAAUUUGCGACUGGUGGAGAUGACGAAGAAGAAUGUCAAAUAUCCCAUGGAAUUCCUCUCCAUCCUCGAGGGUCAGCGAUAUGGUGCAAAGCUGGACGAGAUCCAGACAGCCAAUAUGAUCAAGUUUGCUGUCUCACCGCCCCAUGUCCGACUCAACGCCAUCAAUGAGGGUAAAAGUUGGCUCAACUGGGAUGGCGAUGAUUAUCUCAAGAACUACAGACUUCGCAUCAACUCGGCGCCCAUCAAGACCAUGGCGCGUAUUCUCCCAGCGCCGGGCAUCAAGUUCGGCAACAAAGUUGAGCAAGUCGGCACACGAGGGCGUUGGGAUCUCAAAGGCAAGACUUUCCUAACUCGAAACCCUCAGGAACUUGUCUCUUGGGGUGUGGGAGUCUUCACCGGUCGUCUCAAGCCAGAUCGGGCUCAGAUUGACCAGUUCAUUCUCGACUUCUCCCGCGCUUAUCGGAACCAUGGCGGACAAGUUGCCAACGCUCCACCAUAUGUCACGACUUUGAACCAGGAUGUUGGCGCUGCUGUUGCUGGCCUGCAUCAAGCCACCGGGAACAAGUUCAAUCGUCGACCGCAGCUCUUACUCUUCUUGGUGCAGGACCGGAAUUCCUUCCACUAUCUCCGAAUCAAGAAGUCUUGCGAUUGUCGCUUCGGUGUUGUUUCCCAGGUGAUGCAAAUCCAGCAAGUCCUAAAGGGCAACCCUCAAUACUACUCCAAUGUUCUGAUGAAGGUCAAUGCCAAAUUGGGCGGCACUACAUCCCAAGCUGUACCUCACCCGACAAGUGGUUUCAAAACGUUCUCAGUGCCGACCAUGAUCAUUGGCGCCGAUGUCUCGCACGCUUCCCCUGGCAGUCAGCAGGCGUCGAUGGCGGCCGUAAGUGUCUCCUAUGAUCGAUUUGGUGGACGUUACGCUGCUGCGUGUCAAACCAAUGGCCAUCGAGUCGAAAUGAUCUCGGAAACUAACUGGCGCAAUAUCUUGAGACCUCUCGUGAGCCAGUGGAUGUCACAGGUUGGGGGCGGCCGAUCUCCUCAGCAAAUCUACUACAUCCGAGACGGGGUGUCGACCAAUCAGUUCGAGCACGUCCUCAAUCAAGAAGUUCCGCAUAUCAAGAAAGUCAUUGAGUCUUGCAUGGAUGGCCAGAAGUUUGAGGGCAAGUUGACUGUCAUCGUUGCCAACAAACGCCACCACGUCCGUUGCUUCCCCGACAAAGACGGCGCUGACAACAAAGGCAACCCUAUUCCAGGCAUGCUGAUUGAGAGAGAUGUCACCACUCCUAAUGAGUUUGAUUUCUAUCUCUACUCACACAUCGCGUUGCAAGGAACCUCUCGUCCUGUGCACUACUCGGUUCUUCUUGAUGAGGCCAAUCACCGUCCGGAGGUGAUACAGAACAUGAUCUACGAGCAUUGUUAUCAAUACAUGCGCUCGACCACCUCGGUGUCUCUCCAUCCGUCAGUCUACUACGCUCAUUUGGCCUCCAACCGUGCAAAGGCUCAUGAAGACUUGCCUGCUACUGCUGGUCCUCAAGGCGGUGCUGGCUUCAAGCAACAGAACCCAAGCCGAAGCUCUGAACCUUCCGACUCCGAGGUCAAACCUCUCAUGCCUCUCUUCAACGUCAACGGCAUCGUCUUCGCCAUGUGGUACAUUUGAGCGUCUUCUCAGAGCUACCAAGGCAGACAUCUUCUGACUUCUACCGAGUUCGACGCUUCCGGUGCGGCAACCAUCCCGGGUCUGCAUGCACCCACAUUCAAUCCUCUUGUCCGAGUACGAUCCACUCAGUUGACUACACUACCUCAGUCACCUGCCUAUGCAGCCAAAAGAUGCGAACAGUGCUUGGGAGCUUCCAAAGCAGUUGAAGCCUCUGCUUCGAAACAAAAGGCGAUGUCCUACUCUCAACGGGCCCCCUCUUAGUUCAGUAUUGGUUUUGUGGAAAAAAAAGGAAAUUACAAAAAAAAAGCACAGUCGAACAGGUUUCCUCGUCCAUGCCUCUGAUGAGGGUGCGCUGGAGGUUACCGUCGACUGUCAACCAUUCUACGGCUUGGACACGGUCCACACGCUGGCUGCAUGGUAUCUCCUAGUCUAGCUUACACAAUCCAAAUUCAUUC
Messenger RNA from Cladophialophora immunda, 3933 nucleotides. RefSeq lists its product as uncharacterized. Bases 461 to 3478 code for a protein of 1005 amino acids. The transcript has 3 exons. The record is from RefSeq and is a predicted model, not a curated record. Gene Ontology annotation, molecular function: RNA binding; protein binding. Lineage: Eukaryota; Fungi; Ascomycota; Eurotiomycetes; Chaetothyriales; Herpotrichiellaceae.